CCACUUGCUUUCUUUUCUCCUCUGGCCCAGGACGUCUGCAGUGACACAGGGCAGAGAAUGCAAAGAAUGUGGAAGGGAGAGGCUGAAGCAGAGCGGGAGGGGGACUCUCUCUCAUUCUCUCCCUCUCCUGUGCCUGGGAUGUAGGAACCUGUUUGAUGCCCUGCAGGGUAGAAGCACCCUCCCAUUUUGUCAGCCUUCCCUCCCAUAACAAGGCUGGGCCCCAACCUGAGAUCCUGGGAGCUUUGCCCACACACUGCCCUCCCUGCAGAUUGCUCACGCCACAACCGAGGGCGCAGGCUGUUGUAGGCUUUAAGUAAGAUAUCCUCACAGAAGGAAAUCCCCGGUGCUGCUACUCCUGUGCAAGGGUCCCAACUCCUAAGGUAAAUCAGCCGUUAAGAGCACCGGAGUUUAUUUCUAAUAAACCGGAUACCGGAACUAUAAGUGUGAUGUAAUCUGAAAAUCACCCCACCGAUAUAGGAAAUGAAAUGGAGUGAAAAAACAACAACAAGUUGUAUCUUUGUGCCAAACUCUGGAAACUACGCGGUGUGAGAGAGCCCGUGUGAAUCAUGCUGUCUCUUGGCGCCAUGAAAGAUGGCACCAUCCUACCGAGUGAGGAAGACCGGAAACGGAUUAUUACCCAAAUGAAAGUAAGGACAACUCUGAAAGGAGACAAGAGUUGGAUCCAUCACAGGUCUGAUUCUGAGGAGAAGCAGAACCACAGUCCUUUGACACCUUGUACAGCUCCAUCUUCCCACAGAGAACCACAGUCUCCUUCAGCGCACAAAAAUCUUUCCUCAAAUUCUUCUACUGCUACAUCAUCUGGAUAUCUCAUUAGGGGAGUUUUCACCAAGACCAUUGAUAAGUCAUCUCCUUCCAAGCCAGCAUCCAAUGGGACACAGAAAAGUAUCAAGAGCCCAAGCCAGACCUCCCCCUCCACCCAAGGGCCCAAGAUGUCCACUGAGGAUUACAAAAAACUAGCUCCCUAUAAUAUUAAGCGUGAACUCUCAUACCCAGGAGAUGGACAACCCUUUGUUUCUCCAGAGGAGCAGAAAAAGAGGACAGAAGCUGCUAGCAGCGUGCUUAGGCGUACAGCCGGCAGGGAGCGCUCCUACGUCCUUUCAGCUGCAAAGAAAACUGGAGGAAGUCCAACACAAGAGGUACCGGCCUUUGUGGCUAAGAAGAUUGACGUGCCAGAUGAUUUCGGUCCACGAUCCAGGAGUCAUACUGUACCUGCCUCAGCAUGGUUUAACGGUCGUGGGAAGAGCACUAAUGGUGAAAGAAGGACUUCGGAGUCUCCCCAGAGUGCUUCUGUAAGAAGCAGUGUUGAUACAAGCAGCAGAAGAAAUGUGGCCUCAAAACCCAACCAUGAAACUUUAUUCAAUUGCUCUACAUCUGUGGAGAGAAGUAACAAGUCAGAUGAGAAGUAUGAAAUGAGUUCUGGACAUGAUUCUGUCCCCAGUAUCCCUACUUCUCCAAAAAGAAGUGAGAAGAACGAAUUGCAGAGUCACACAUUUUUUGACAAAUCAGCUCUGGAGCUCAAACAUGAAGACUCCAAUGGAGAAAGAAAUCCGAAGGAUCCAGACUCAAAAGCUGCAGAAUUGUGCCAUUAUCAGCCAACGACAGAAAAGGAAAACACUGAAGUAUCCCCAGGAAUGGGCUACAGAACAUCCACUCACUUGGACAACAGUGAGGCUGCUGACUCAAAGAGGUCUGAGCUACAGCUUGAGGGAAACAACCUGAGUACCACUGGGGUCCAGUGUGAACUUUUAAGUACUCCCAAGAAGGAGGAAUCAGAUGUGGAGGUUUCCAGGAUUUUUUCACAUCCGGAUCACCAAGCUGGCCAUUUUAUCAGAUCUUCAGAGUCUAGGAAUGGAACAAACAGGACCAAUCAACUUUACAACCGCAGAAUGUUGAAAUUCAACCACGGAAUAGCAUCCUACUUGUACAAUCAGCCAUUCAACAACAGAAGUGUGACUUACUAUCCCUUCAGAGAUGCUGGGACUAACGUUCCAAAAAGCCAUAGAGUGCCUUUUUAUAAGGACAUCUGUGACACAGAGACCGGAAGGACUCUGACUGAUUCCGAGGCAAAGGAUCUCCCUGCUUCCUUUGAACAGAAGAAUUUUUCUAAUUAUGAGUCAGAUCCCUCUGCCCCAGGCAAAGGCCUUCUCUUUGUGAAAGAAUCCAUCAAAAGCAUGGAACUGUCCUCCUCCCCACGUCACAACAGUCGCAGUUUGGUUGACUUGUCUGAACUUGAGAAUCCAAGCUACAGCAGUUCCAGCUAUCUAAAUAGCACACCUUCAAAAAGGUCUUUGGAAGAUAUUUGUACUUGCUGUGGCCGAGUAAUCCGCAACUGUGCCAAGAUAUCAAUUGAGAAUCUCAACAUCAGCUGCCACGAAUACUGCUUCAAAUGUGGAAUCUGCCACAAGCCAAUGGGAGACUUCUUGGAUCAAAUCUUCAUUCAUCGGGAUAUUGUCCACUGUGAUAAGUGCUAUGAGAAGCUCUUUUAGAUUCCAGGGAUUGGACCAGCCUGUGCAAAGAGACGCCUGCCUUCAUCCACGUGCCUGGGGUCUCCUAAGGACUCUUUGAUUCAGCAAGCACCCUCUUCCUCAUGUUCUCAAGUCAUUCCUCCUUCCUCGUCUUCAGGCAGGCUAAGUGACUCACAAUUAGCAAUGGUGGAGUUAGAGUCACCGAGGAUGCUACAUCAGGAAUAGGAGGGAUUGCUGCCUUGGUUUCAAAUAGCUGCAUUUGGGGGCUCCUCCUGCACCUCCUGCAGUCUUGGUUGCUUGUCCAAACGUCCUUCUGUCCUUCCUUCCACGGUGGCAUCUUGGAUAUCCAUUCCUUCCACUGGGCCAGCAACUGAUAAAAACAGGCGUUAUACCAGGAAUGAGAAGAAGCAGGACCAUCUGUUUAAAAAAAAAAAAGAGGGAGGGAGGGAGAUUGAAUCAUCAGGAGCACUUCUUAUUCCAGUUAUCCCUAGGAAGUCUUUAGCCACAGCUAGGAAUGCUCAAUUCCAAAACAUGUGCCUUGAAUGCCAAGGAUUUUAAAUGGGUGUGCAAAGUGUUUUGAUUCCAAACUCUCAAGGCACCAGGCACAAAACACCUCCCCCACAAAAAAAAUCUAUUUCGGAAGCUUUUUGAGCUCGAAACACUCCAGAAUUGCUUGACGUAAGAAUCUUAAAUGUUUUGCACACCUCUAAGUUUGCCUUCUGGCAUCCCUGGGAUGGAUUUGAUUUUGAAAGCAUCAGGCACCCAGGUGAUGUCUUCUACAGUCUUUUACCAUGGGUUGAGACUAAUGGGAGUUGGAAUCCAAAGCGCCAGGAGAAUCACUCCUUUGUUUAUUCUUUUUUACCCAGAGAAGAAAAUAUUGAGUUAACUCAAUGUUUUUCAAACUUGGCAACUGAACGAUGUGUGGAUUUUUGACUCCCACAAUUCUCCAUCCAGCAUGGAAUUCUGGAAGUUGAAGUCCACAUAUUAUAAAGUUCCCAAGUUCGAAAAACACUGAGUUAAAUGGUCCGAUUGUCCUAUUCAGUAUCAGGCAGAUUCUUCUGUCUAUUGUCUACUUCUGUCUACUGUCUACUCCUAUCAUAAUUGUCUCUCUGGGGGAUAACUAUUUUAGAAAUAUCUUUGAUUUUGUUGUGAGAUUAUACAUUCUUCAUUGUUGGGAAAUCAGUUACGGUUAAUUUCUUACACAUUUGUAUCCCAUAUCUCUAAAAGGAUAAGUGUAUAUGCAAGAUAACAUAUUUUUUGCAGUAUUCUUCAGUUCUAAUUCCUUUACACCUAUUCUUUCCAGACUCAACUGAAGAGAGUUAUACUGAAGCUUUAAACUGGAUAUUUAGCUAGUAGCUUAAUAUAUUUUUGUAUAUUAACCAAAAAUCUGGAAUAUAAAUAUGGGGGAGUAGAUGUAAUCAUUUUUUCUAUGAUUAGUUUAUUGGAACUUCUAACAAACAGUAAGAAGGGGAAAAGAAACAUAGCCUCAUUUUUAGUCUCUGUUUUCUGCACACUAUAUCAAUUUUAACUUGGGCCAUUGCCUAUUUCCAAUUGCCAGUGCAAAGCAGUGAGAAGUAGGCUUCUCUCGAGUUAAAUUCCUUAAAUUACAUGGGAAAAGACCGUGGACAUUAUUCAGUGUGGGAGCAGAGGCUCCAUCUACAGCAGAAUUAGCUUUGCAUAUUUUGAAAUAAAUAAAGCAAUAUACAUGAUAAUCUCAAGAAGGAGAAUGCUAUAACAUCUCCAAUAACCCAACACUGCUGUUUUAUGAUAUGAAUGUAGGUGUUGCGCAAAAGAUUCCCUAUAUUUUGUUUAUGGAAUAUUGGAAAAGAGAGAUGUUGAAUAUCUCCAAAAGCAUUUUCUCUGAAUGCUGCUAAGGGAAGGCCUUCUACAUUUGAUAGGAGCAAUCGGGGUUGGGGAGGUGUUUAAUUCUUUCCUUGAAGGUCAAGGUCAAAAAAGGGGUAUCAGAAUUCACCUUCCCAACUGCUUGAUUCCAGAACAUCAACAAAGCCAGCAGAUCUUGGCAGCUUGCUAAUUGCAGCUGUCACAAUUUUCUCUUCCUGGAGGGUUAGAAGCAGGAUGGUCAGCCAAACUGGGCAUGCGUUUUCCUCUUUCCCUCCUUACGAGUUUUCCUUUGCUAAGAAGGAUGGUAGAAAAAGUAGCUAGAUGUAAAAGAUGACGUAAUCUGGACUUCAUCCCAUAAUGCUGAGACAGGCAGAUUACACUUGCUUCAUCUAAAAGGGCACAUUGAAAUUUUUGUUGUUGGAAAAAAUCAACCAAAUCCUUGACCUCCCAGAAGGUCAUAUUUAGCUGCAUUAAAUCUAACUUAAUGAACAAUUCCUAUCUUCACAAGUAUUAGUCCUCGGUAUAAAACUACUGCCAUGCCCAACCCAUCAUUCUCCAGAUAUGUUGGACUCCUAUUUCCAUAAUCCUGCACAGGGCUUAGCUGGUGCAGAAUUACAGGAACCUUAGUCUAGCAUUUUGGGAAGGCCUCUCAGUUGGGCAAAUCCCAAGUCAGAUAAGGUCUGUUUUUUUUUAAAGUAAAUAUUUAUCUUCUCUGCUGAUUUCCUUUUAAUGUAAACUUUUGCUUCCCAUUCAUCGUCCAAAGGUGGAGUUUUGCAAACAAGCACAAUUGACCUAAGCAGCAUGUGAUAUUUUAGACAGAAUUGAACUGCUGUUCUAUUUCCUUGAGGACUUGUAUCAUGGAAAGAUUGCUUUAGACAGGCACCGCCAGGUUAUUACAAAAUGUUAUUUUUGUUGCUGUGUUGUUCUUCUCUGCCCUUCUGGUUUCGCUGAAGCAAAUUCUAAAUUGCCACAUUCGGUUCUAAUAAAUAUUCUGUGCAGGCA
Messenger RNA from Crotalus tigris (Tiger rattlesnake), 5330 nucleotides. RefSeq names its product zinc finger protein 185 with LIM domain (gene ZNF185). NCBI's taxonomy places the organism in Eukaryota, Metazoa, Chordata, Lepidosauria, Squamata, Viperidae. The record is from RefSeq and is a predicted model, not a curated record. Bases 567 to 2507 code for a protein of 646 amino acids. The transcript is spliced from 27 exons.